GAUUGAGGCGCAGGUGACUAGCUUACCAUUUAUUUUCAAGAUGGAUUCCGUGUUGAUAGAACCUCCGGUUUAUGGGGACCGAAAGAAGAUGUCUUCUAUCGAAGAAGACUUCACUUAUGGCGUGACAGUCGCUCAGACGAACAUUAAUGUCCGUCUUGGGUUUCUGAGGAAAGUGUAUGGUAUCUUGAGUGCCCAACUUGGAUUGACAAUUCUCAUUUCUGCUCUCUUUAUGAACACUCCAGCCAUCAAGGACUUUGUACAAAGCAGGCCUGAAGUCCUGUUUGUUGCAUUCAUUCUUUCAUUUGGUUUUCUGAUUGCCCUGAUGUUCAAGAGGAGGGAGUCACCCAUGAACAUGUACCUGCUAUUUGGCUUUACACUUGUGGAGGCUUACACACUGGGAACACUUGUGACCUUCUUUGACCGAAUGAUUGUCCUGGAGGCAUUUGGAAUGACAGCAGCAACCACUAUUGCACUAACGAUGUACACACUACAGAGCAAGAGGGAUUACAGCUCAUGGGGUGCAGGUCUUUUCACAAUGCUGUGGAUCUUCAUCUGGGCUGGGCUGUUGCAGAUGUUUUUCCAGAGUGACAUUCUAGAGUUGGCAUACGCUGUAUUGGGUGCUCUGCUCUUCUCCGCCUUUAUUGUAUUUGACACACACAUGCUGAUGAACAAGAUGUCACCGGAGGAGUACAUCCUAGCUUCAAUAAAUCUUUACAUGGACAUUAUCAACCUCUUCAUACAAAUCCUCAAGAUUCUGGAGUCUAUGAAGAAGCAUUAAGUUUGAUCCUUGUCGGGGCUUGCGCUAAGAGAUCACGUGACCUUUUUGGGUGGAAAAUUCAAAACAAAAUAAUCAAACAAAAAAAUCAGAAAUGACUGUGCCCAUCACACCAGAGAACGAAAAAGAGAUGCAAUCUUUAAAUGGAACUAAACCCUUUCUGAAAAAAAGACUUCUGUUUUUUUCGUAAUCUUUGAAUAAGUUGCUUUUUGUUGCUGUUUUUUUUGCCGCUAAAAGGCUGAGCGGGCGCAAGUUUGGCACCCAAACACCCCAAACACGCGAUCUCUUAGCGCAAGUCCCCUAGUUUUUCUAGGCACCUGCAGGUACUUAAAGAUACCUUGUCAGCCACACCUUAAUUGGUUUUUCAACCGAAAUUGUAAAACAAAUAUAGGAGAAGAAUACCUUUUUUAACACAUUGACCCCUCGACCGGCCUGUACCGGCCUUGAGAAGUACCCAGAACCCACAAAAUUCAUAAAUACAAAAUAAACACAAAAGGAUGAAGAUA
Molecule: messenger RNA, 1281 nt
Organism: Nematostella vectensis (starlet sea anemone)
Lineage: Eukaryota; Metazoa; Cnidaria; Anthozoa; Actiniaria; Edwardsiidae
Product: protein lifeguard 4
Exons: 7
Coding region: 41-778 (245 amino acids)
Biological process (GO): negative regulation of apoptotic process
Cellular component (GO): membrane
Source: RefSeq, a predicted model, not a curated record